Ictalurus furcatus (blue catfish) is the source of this 4203-nucleotide messenger RNA. RefSeq names its product jumonji, AT rich interactive domain 2a (gene jarid2a). NCBI's taxonomy places the organism in Eukaryota, Metazoa, Chordata, Actinopteri, Siluriformes, Ictaluridae. Gene Ontology annotation, biological process: chromatin remodeling. Gene Ontology annotation, cellular component: nucleus. Bases 560 to 4189 code for a protein of 1209 amino acids. The transcript is spliced from 19 exons. Gene Ontology annotation, molecular function: histone demethylase activity; DNA binding. The record is from RefSeq and is a predicted model, not a curated record.
GGCCGUCGAGUUUACACAAUAUGCGCGAGCAGAAGAGCAGGAAAACCGUGAUUCCCGACUUUAUUUCCGGCCUUUUCGUGUCUCCGACAGCCGCAGCAUGUAAAAACCAGACGACACGCCGCCAAACGCGAAGGCUGAGGCCGAACACUGGCUUUGUGUUUUGACCACGAGAAAUGUGGCGCUGACGAGAGGACUGACGAGACGUUUUUGUGUUUUGUUUAAAAAAAAACAAAAAAACAACAACAACAAAAAAAACAAAUGGAAAAGAGACACCCCGAAAUCUCUCCGUGGAUUUUACGCGGUUUUCUGCAUUGAUUCUCCUUUUUAAUCGGCGUGGAUGUUUGAAUUUUGGAUUCUCGCUUUGCGACUGUUCGAUCGCAGGAAGAACCGAGACUAAUCCCGCACUCGGCCGGGAUCACUACACUACACUACACUGCCUGUCUACCUCGACAUAUUGCUUACCAGGGAUUUAAACCGUCACGUGCUAGGAACGACGAGGCUUCAUCAAAAUUAAUGCUCGCUGUCUGAUCGCGUUACGAACUCAUUUGAAGAGAGCAAGAUGAGCACGGAAAGGCCGAAGAGAAAUAUCAUUCAGAAGAAAUUUGAUGAUAACGACGGGAUUCCCUGGUCAGAGGAGCGAGUUGUGCGGCGAGUGCUCUAUCUCUCGCUCAAAGAGUUCAAGAGGGCUCAGAAGAGCCGCGUCGACAAUGGAACAGGAAUUAUAAAGCGUUCCUUUGUGAACGGACAUCUCAAUGGGUCAGGAGUGAAAGCGGGACUUUUCGCGAGCGGGUGCAAGGCGGAACGGCCUCGGCGCUCCGCUCAGACCGACAGCGAAUUCUCAGGAGAAGGACCCGUGAGAAAGAGACCAAGGCUGCAAGCACAGAGGAAAUUUGCCCAAUCUCAGCCGAGCUCUCCUCACGCCACUCCGCUUAAACUCCUCGAGGCCGUACCACCCAGCCCUAGCCUUCCUCUCAGCGAUCUCACCAAGUGCAAACCCAAAACAGAGGACUUCCUCACCUUCCUCUGUCUAAGAGGUUCUGCCGCGUUGCCCAGUAACAUGAAGUACUUCGGGAGCGCGCACGACGACGAAGACGCUGACGAAGAAGAAGACGAAGAAGAGGAGGAGGAAGAAGAGGAGGAGGAAGAGGAGGAGGAGAAUGAACGGAGGAAACCGUCUGCUGGUAACAUCACAUCUUCCUGUCAGGUCUCUCCACGCAGGAGUAAAGCUUCGAGCAGAGUCGUCGCAAACGGAAACGUGUUUAAUGGGCAUUCCCGGCCAAGUGGGGAAAGGGAGAGAAGCCUGAGGGUCAGGGGGAAAGACAGAGUCCAAGGAAGGGAGAGGGGUUCAGAAACAACCAGGGCUUCAAGCACACACAAUCUCCGGCCCAGCAAGCCUGCACUGGAACACAAACAGCAGCCCCAUAAAGUGACCCGACCCCAGCGAGCCGCUUCAGCAAACAGUCGGAAGGCACGGAAGGAAGAUUUGCCACCGCUUCCCCUGACCAAAUCUGUGAAAUACCCCAAGGGCCAUGUGACCUACACCAAAGCCAGACUGUUGAAAGAGGCGAAGCUAGAGCUGAGUGCCCCGAGGCGGCACUUGGGUUCACAACACACCAACACACACCUUCAGCACAAUAACUCAGGAAAAGCCCAAACUGGUCGCAGCAGGACACAAAAACAGUUGCCACCAUCAUCCACAGUCAGACGCAGUGGACUGCGACAAUCGAAGAGGCAGCUGGAGAUGGCGGUGGUUAAACCGAGCCAAGCAGGGACUGAAGUGGAGGUCAAAAGGGUAAAGGUGCAGGUCAUUCCUCUGGAUACACGGAGCAGGAGAGCAGCUCAAAAGCCUUUGCAUACAGGAACAAUGGAACUGCGAGUAACGGGACCCCGGAGACCCAAACGAGCCUCUGCUGGGAAGUUACCGCUUGUCAAACGGACGCAGUGUAAAGCCACAUCUCGGGGCAAGAGCAGCUCCGCUACCUCAGCUCAUCAUCACCACAGGGACGUCCUGAAGCCAGCCACAAUUGCCAAACCAGCCAAGCCUCUGAGACCCAGCGAGCCUAUCAAAACAAACAAUCCUACUGACCCUACAGAGCCCAAAGUUGGUCAGGACAAGGAGCGAGGCAAAUGUGGCAUUGUACCCGAGAUGACAGAGGUUCCUGUGUUCCAUCCAAGCCCACGUGAAUUCCACGACCCUUUGGUGUACGUGGAGCUGGUACGAGAGCGGGCCGAGCCCUUUGGCCUCUUUCGUGUGGUUCCACCAGCUGGGUGGCGGCCUGAAUGCAAGCUGAAAGAGGAGAUGCGUUUUGUCUCGCAUGUGCAACAUGUGCACAAGCUGGGCCGACGCUGGGGCCCUAACGUGCAGCGAAUUGCCUGCAUCAAGAAACACCUGCGUGCUCAAGGCAUCAACAUGGAGGAGCCACCAUUAAUCGGUGGCUGUGAAUUGGACUUAGCCCGAUUCUUUCAGCUCCUGAAUGACAUGGGUGGCAUGCAGCAAGUGACAGACCUGAAGACGUGGGGCCGUCUCGCUGACCUGCUGGGCAUCCCACGCUCCGCACAGGACCGGCUCGCUAAACUGCAGGAGGCCUACUGCCAAUACCUGCUCUCUUAUGACUCACUGUCUCUGGCACAGCGGGCACAGCUGGAAAAGGACGUGCUGGCUGAGAAAGAGAGCCUGGAGAGGAGACACGGGCCCCUGGAGGGACAGGCAGACACAUUGCAACAUGCUGCACUGCUCCUACCACGCUGCGAACCCAAGAACGGCCUGGUGAACGGUGCUCUUCACCGGAGCGGCGUGCGAGAACGCCUCCGAGAGCUUGACCCCAUGGGCAGGAAUGGCCGCCUGGGACGGCAGGAGAGAAAAGAAGGUGGCAUACUGACUGAGCUGCACAAAUGCAUAUACAAGGGGAAAUCGUUCUCUCUAACAACUUUCUACCGGGCAGCCAGGAAUACCAUGAAUAUGUGCUUCAGCCAGGAGCCAGACACAGCUGAAGUAGAGCAAGAGUACUGGAGACUUGUAGAAGAAAAAGAAUGCCAUGUUGCAGUGCAUUGUGGGCGAGUGGAUUCAAAGACUCAUGGGAGUGGAUUUCCUGUGAGCAAGUCUGAGCCAUUUUCAAAGCAUGGAUGGAAUCUUACUGUGCUUUCCAAUAACUCAGGAUCCAUCUUGCGUCACCUUGGUGCUGUGCCAGGAGUGACCAUCCCCUGGCUGAAUAUAGGCAUGGUGUUUUCUACCUCAUGUUGGUCCAGGGACCAGAACAGCCUUCCAUACAUAGAUUAUCUACACACUGGUGCUGAUUGCAUUUGGUACUGUAUUCCUGCCGAUGAGAUGUCAAAACUUGACAAGGUAGUUCACACACUGCUGCAGGCCAACGGAACCCCCGGGCUCGAGAUGCUGGAGAAGAACAUUAUGAUCUCUCCAGAGGUGCUACGUCGAGAAGGGGUGAAGGUGCACCGGACGGUGCAGAAGAGCGGCCAGUUCAUGGUGUGUUUCCCUGGGACCUUCGUGUCCAAGGUGUGUUGUGGCUAUAGUGUGUCUGAGACAGUGCAUUUUGCCACAGCUGAGUGGAUGAAGUUGGGCUAUGAGGCAGCGAAGGACUUGAAGAGAAGGCGCAUAGAGGAACCGUUUUCCACGGAGAAACUGCUCUGCCAGAUCGUCAUGUCUGAACCAAGACAGGAAAACAAGCAUCUUCUGAACACAGCUUCCUCGCUUGUUGUAGAUCUCAGGGACACAGAGAUAAGCCAGCGGCGGCAGCUUUUUAAUGCCGGACUCAGGCUGUCUGCCCGUUACGGAAACCAGCCUGAUGGGCAGUUUCCCACAGAGAGGAAGAAAAUGCACCGCACCAGACUGAGCGAAGACAUGGCUGACCGACGCUGCCAGGUGUGCCAGCACCUCUGCUACCUCUCCAUGGUGGUUCAUGAAAAUGAUAACGUGGUGUUCUGCCUGGAGUGCGCGCUUCGCUACAUUCAGAAGCGCAGAUCCCCUCGAGGUCUGAAAAUGAUGUUUCGUUACACUGAGGAGCAGCUCGGCAGUUUGGUAAAUCAGGUGUGCGGGAAAACGUCCGAAAGGGCUGGGGAGAAGCGGAAAGCGGCUCAUCCCAACACGCCACCAGCAAAACGAAGUCCCCGAAACAAGAGCCCCAACCAGACCUCGCUCUCACGCCCAGCCUCCAAAAACGCCAAACUGUCCUGACCAAACCGUUCGAC